AUGUACUGCUUUUCUUCCCAGCUGGGCGUUGUCUCCUCGUUGAAGCUUUUGAAGCCUUGGCAGGUGAUUCAAGAGAGAGAGGUGUCGCUGGCCAAGGAGAAGCAAGUGCAGGAAAACGCACUGCGGGACGUGACGAAGGCGACCGACGUAGAGGUGGCCGGGUUGCGGCUCAGCGAACGCGCAGGUCGCCUUGCGACGAGAGAGAAGCGGAUUGCGGAAGAUGAAGCUGAGCUGGUAAAACGGGAGCGAGACUUGGCGGCCAGGGAAGCAAGGCUGCAGACCCGCCAAGACGAAGUUGCCGAGGCAGAGUCCCGAAACAUGCACGAGUUCGCAGCGAGGAGGCGUUCUGUCGAGCAGAGAGAGCUACGAGCAGCCGAGCUCGAGAGUCGAUUGGCAUGGUUGCAAGAUCACAGAGGCUGUGGCAAUGGGAGUUCAUCCAGGCCGUCCCGAAACGAGCGGCCGGCAGACCGCGGACCGUCGCCCGAGCACGGGCCGGAGCCGGAGAAGUCCGAGAAGGCAAUCCUCCAGCAGAGAGUGAUGGCUUUGUUCCACCAAAGCCGAGAGGAGAGAGCGACAGUAGAAGCAGCGAAGCAACCGAGGCCAUCUGCGGCGCCAGAGAUCGUAGGGAUGGCAGGUGUCCAGACGCCAAGCGUGACAUGUCCCGGUGAGGAGUUAACCAUGACCGUGUACGUGGACAAGCCGCAGCAGCGAUACGGUGUUCGACAAGAUCAUUCCAAGGUUGUCCACUUCGAUGAGUUGCUGAGCCGUCAAGCGCCGCCCCCACCUCCGGCGAGCUGGGAAAGGACAUCUGGCGACUUGGUUGGCGAUGUGCUGGCUGCCGAAGCUUGCGAGGCGGCCGGUCGCGGGCGGCUUACAGCCCGAAAGCAGAUCAGCAAUGAGGCAACGAGCGAGAUAAAGGUGCUGGAGGGUGGUUGUGGCACUGAGGGGUCCAGCCCGUGGCUUGCAAGACUCCGCCGCUUGACGCGCUGUCGCUGA
Symbiodinium sp. CCMP2456 is the source of this 996-nucleotide messenger RNA. NCBI's taxonomy places the organism in Eukaryota, Dinophyceae, Suessiales, Symbiodiniaceae. The record is from the annotation of a GenBank genome assembly.